AUGGCUGCUCCUUUGAAGACUCCCUUGGGAUUCAACCCCAUCCCCAACUUGUCGACUGCUGCCCCCAUUGCCGCCGAGCCCGCUGCUCCCGCCGGACUCGUCGACCAGGUCAAGGGUGCCUUCCAGAAGGUCAACUCCUUCCGUGACAGCCUCAACCUCCCCAACCCCGGAACCUACGAGGGCGUCAACCGUGAAGUCAAGCACACCUUCUUGACCAACCAUGUCUUUGAUGGAGCUCGCUGCGAUAUCACCAAGGUCUUGACCCCCAACUUCCAAGUCACCCACUCCUUUGCCAUGGGUGCUGCCGCGUCCCCCUCCAGCUACAACUUUGGCACCGCCUUCAUUGGCCAGCAGUCGUUCUUGUCCGGAAACUUGGAUACCGACGGUAACGUGCAGGCAAGAGCCAACUAUGCCUGGAGCAACACCAACGUCUCCAAGGUUCAGUCGCAGUUCUCAAACACUCCUGGACACUCGAUGUUGCAGAUGGAGCAGGAUUACAACGGCCGGGAUUUCAAUGUCAACUUGAAGGCAGUCAAUCCCUCGGUUGUUGAUAGCACCGGAAUCUUUAUUGGAUCGUACUUGCAGUCUGUGUCGGAGCACUUGGCUUUGGGAGCUGAGGCUGUGUACCAGCGCCCCACACCUGAUCAGCAGGAGACCACCAUGUCAUAUGUUGCCAAAUAUACCGGACGGGACUACAUUGCAACGGCUCAGUACCAAGGAUUCGGCGCCUUCUCGGCCGCCUACUACUUGCGCUACUCUGAGAAGGUUGAUUUCGGCACAGAGAUCCAGCUGUUGACGGCUGGUGGUCGUCGUGAGGCUGUUGCCACUGUCGGAGGCAAGUUUGAGUUUAGAAGAUCGACCUUCAGAGGUCAGGUUGAUACCACCGGAAAGGUCUCUGCCGUCCUUGAGGAGAAGAUCGUCCCCGGCUUCUCCUUCCUCGUCAGCGGAGAGAUGGACCACGGCAAGGGUCAGAGCAGAUUCGGUGUUGGUAUGAUGUGGGAGGUUUAA
Molecule: messenger RNA, 1008 nt
Organism: Linnemannia hyalina
Lineage: Eukaryota; Fungi; Mortierellomycota; Mortierellomycetes; Mortierellales; Mortierellaceae
Source: the annotation of a GenBank genome assembly